Molecule: messenger RNA, 284 nt
Organism: Rasamsonia emersonii CBS 393.64
Lineage: Eukaryota; Fungi; Ascomycota; Eurotiomycetes; Eurotiales; Trichocomaceae
Product: Glutamate carboxypeptidase Tre2
Exons: 1
Source: RefSeq, a predicted model, not a curated record
CGGGCCCGAAGAGACAGUCGGAGCAGUCAGUGAACCUGAAACCUCUUUACGAUGCGGCUGGUGUCUUCCGUGAGAACGCAGCCCGGUUUCAUGCCUGGGAUCAGGUCUGGUACAGUGCUGUGUAUGGGUCUGGGGGAUUUGAGAGCAAUGUCAUGGGAAUCAAGCGUACUUCCCACAACACCCGAAUGGCUAACUUUGAAACUCGUCUUCUGGAUUUGGCGGAAGAUGGAGGCGUAAGUAUUGCGUUUUCUGAUUUAUCUGUGACCUCUUCUGCUGCCAUAUAA